CAAAACAAAAGAAUUUUGUCAUAUCAAAUUCAAGAAGCUGCCUUGAUAUUGAAGGGUUUGUGACCCAAUAUCUUAAAAUUUUCACAAACAAUAUUAAUAUUUAUUAGACAGUCAUGCCGCCGAAAAAUGAUGGAGGUAAGAAGAAGCUUUCUAAGGCAGAGAAAGAAAAAAUGAAGAAGGAAGAGGCAGAAAGAAAAGCUCAGGAAGAAGAAGAGGCUCAAAGAAAAGCAGUGGAGGAAGAGAAGAAACAUAAAGAGAUGGAGAUGUUGCAGGCAGAAGAAAGAAAAAAAAUAGAGAAAGAAGAAAAGAAGCAUCGAAAGGUACAAAUGAAUGAACUAUUUGAGAUAUUGGACGCUAAUAAAAAUGCUCUACAGGAAAUGUCUACAAAGAAACUGAAAGAUAUGAAGUGGGCUAGAUACAUGAAAUGUGAUGGUUCUCCUGACCCCACUGUUCCAGGUGAAAUAAACACUUACAUUAAUUUACGUCUGGAAAAUAUGGACAAAGUUAGUUCGAGUGAGGCACUACAACUGGUAGAACUGGAUAACAAAUUGAUUGAAGAACUUGAUUUCUGGUUAGCUCACCCACAAGAUUUAACAGAAUCAAAUGUAGCUAAUUAUAAGGAAGCCAUUACUGAUUUGCAGAAAUUGAUGAGUACGAAAUUAAAUGAUGUGACACUUGAUAUUUUGUGUAAGGCCACAGAAUUACAAGAUAAUGAAACUUAUAACCUUCAAUACACUGUCAAAUCUGAAAAUAUCUACCUGUGCGUGUGGGGAAAUUUAAGCAAAAAAAGAAUAAAACCGUUUGAAUUUGUGGAAAAGGGCUUCACCUUUGACAUACCAAAAGUUCUUGCACUGACAGACUGUGCCAUCCGUGUGAUGUUCACUAAAUAUGAUCAUCUUUCCUUUAAAAGUAAAGCUUUGUAUCCAAAACAAAAGAAGAAAGUCAUUGAAGAGCCUGAGGAAGCACCAGAACCUAAGGAUGAAGAGGAAGAGACUAAAAAGGAAGAAGGAGAACCAUCCGAAGAAGCAGAAGAUGACUUCGAAGAUCCAUCAACACCUGAACCAGCUGAAUGGGAAGAUUUUGAUGAAGAUGAUGACAUCAUUGAUCUUAGAGCCUACCACAUUGUUGGUGGUGUCAUCUCUUUUGAUUUGAUUGAGCUGCCUCCUCAACCUAAACAAGUUAAUACAUGGACAAUAACUGCACAAAUCAGCCCACAUGAAGUUCGUCACAUACCAUACAUUGCUGAUAACGCCAAUUUAUCACUCAUACAGAAAGAGGUGAAAGAAGGACAGGAAGAGAAGAAAAGAGAAGAACGACCACCUAUUAGUAUUAUUUAUAAGCUGCCUGAAGAUUCCAUGUUUGUAGAUGAACCAUUACCAGGACGCUGGGAUGAAGAUAUUCAACACUGGCGUCAAGAUGGUUUCACAGACGUCAAAUUUGAUGAAGAGAAAAGAAUAGUUCAAUUCAAGACCAGCUAUUUUGGAAAGCUUGCACUCUUUCAAGACGCCCACAUUAACAUGCCUUUCCAGUCCUGGGAAAUUCGCCCCAGGGGGAUAAACAACGCUAUUUUUACUAUAAUUGCUGCUGUUAUUGACAUUCAAAUUGAAAUUAAAGACAAUUUAUGCUGUGUUAUUCAACCAACUGAUAAAAUAGAGCUUCAACCUCUUAUUGAGAAAUGGAUGAAGCCUGAAGAGUUAAUCAAAACUUUAAAACGAACAGGUAUCGACAUCUUCCCCGCUGAAGAUUCCUCCAAAUUUGUCAACGUCCAAAAUAAGGAUACUCUUUUAGAAGAAAGAAUUUAUCAACAAAUUGCACUUACUUCAUCUUCCAUGGCUUAUUCGUGGUCCAAGUGGAAUUCUGAAGCAGAUAAGAGAGCCAUUAUUUAUCUUGGAAGUGAAUCAUUGAAUGAUGAAUCUCUGUUGGAAGAAGAUUGGUCUGUUUUCAAAAGCACAAAAACUAGGGCUAUGAAAUUGAAAGUGAGUGAAAUUAGUGAAAAUUUUUCAGAUGAACUUGCAGAAGAUAUUGAAUUCCAAUCAAAUUUGUAUCAUUUAACAAAGAUCUUUUUGUCAGAUGAAGGCAAAGCCAGAUUAGAGAAAACAGACUUCCAAUAUGUUGAUUGUGUUGAAAAGUUGUUAAUUGCUACUAAAGUUUUAACGUAUGCAUAAAUAUCUGAAUUUGUUUCAAAGUUUUUAAAAUUAUUUGUUAUAUUAAUGUAUAAAUUAUAUUUUUUGUACCCCUUGUGAAAUAACCAGUGGUAGUCAUGUGAAAUAUUAUUUAAAUCAGGC
Lottia gigantea (owl limpet) is the source of this 2285-nucleotide messenger RNA. RefSeq lists its product as hypothetical. Gene Ontology annotation, cellular component: axoneme. The record is from RefSeq and is a predicted model, not a curated record. Bases 114 to 2165 code for a protein of 683 amino acids. NCBI's taxonomy places the organism in Eukaryota, Metazoa, Mollusca, Gastropoda, Lottiidae. The transcript is spliced from 2 exons. Gene Ontology annotation, molecular function: beta-tubulin binding; microtubule binding.